Molecule: messenger RNA, 2346 nt
Organism: Bombus pyrosoma
Lineage: Eukaryota; Metazoa; Arthropoda; Insecta; Hymenoptera; Apidae
Gene: Men
Product: NADP-dependent malic enzyme
Exons: 8
Coding region: 201-2021 (606 amino acids)
Biological process (GO): pyruvate metabolic process; malate metabolic process
Cellular component (GO): mitochondrion
Molecular function (GO): malate dehydrogenase (decarboxylating) (NADP+) activity; NAD binding; malate dehydrogenase (decarboxylating) (NAD+) activity
Source: RefSeq, a predicted model, not a curated record
UUUGCGAUCUAUCCGUGCUUGGUGGGAUCGAUUUCACCGAACAAAAUUGAUUUCAAAAGGAAACGUUCUUCAUUUUCUACGCGACAGAAACAGACAGUGUUCGUUGUCAAGUGAACUAUCAUUCCCUCUAAAUUAUGAUCAAUCGUUAUUCUUGAGUUUCAUCGAGUUUCGUCAUAAAGUUUGAAUCGUAAUAAUCACCAAUGGGAACCUUGCAUUCGAAGGAUAUGCGUGAUGGAGCACGUCGCAGAAUGCUCCAAAGCUCCAGUACUCAUUUAGCGUGUGACAGUAAAUCUUCGACGAUGUCGAGCCUUCAAAGGGAUCAACUUGGCCAGCGGGGACAGGGCGAUGUCGUCUGUUCUAGUUUAUUACGUGGUAUUGAUCAUCUAAAAAAUCCCCAGUUAAAUAAGGGGAUGGCCUUUAAUAUUGAGGAGAGACAGACAUUAGGUAUUCAUGGUCUAUUGCCAGCAGCUGUAAAAACCCAGGAAGAACAACUAGAACUCUGUCGCUUGAAUCUAGAUCGCUAUGAUGAUGAUUUAUCAAAAUAUAUAUACCUCAUUGGUUUACUGGACCGAAAUGAAAAACUUUUCUACCGUCUAUUGGGAGAAAAUGUGGAGAAAAUGAUGCCCCUGGUAUACACACCUACGGUUGGUUUAGCAUGUCAGAAAUUUGGCCUAAUUUACAGAAGACCACGAGGUCUGUUUAUAAGUAUAUAUGACAAAGGCUAUAUAUAUGAUAUUAUGUGUAAUUGGCCUGAACACGAUGUACGAGCCAUCGUCGUAACCGAUGGUGAAAGAAUAUUGGGACUGGGUGACUUAGGGGCCUAUGGAAUGGGAAUACCAAUUGGAAAAUUGUCUUUGUACACCGCUUUGGCUGGAAUUAAACCUCACCAGUGCUUGCCAAUUACUCUAGACGUUGGUACAAACACUCAGUCUCUGUUAGACGAUCCUCUCUACAUUGGCCACAGGCACAAGCGUGUUAUUGGUGAGGAAUACGACGAAUUUUUGGACGAAUUUAUGCAGGCUGCCGUCAAAAGAUACGGACAAAACACUUUAAUCCAGUUUGAAGACUUUGGAAACGCCAAUGCGUUCAGAUUACUUAAUAAAUAUCGCGAUCACUACUGCACCUUCAACGACGAUAUCCAGGGAACUGCAUCAGUAGCUGUAGCUGGUUUGUUGGCAUCUCUUCGUGUCACGAAUACGAAAUUGUCGGAGAAUACAAUCGUCUUCCAAGGUGCUGGAGAGGCUUCACUGGGCAUUGCAUGGUUGUGUGUCAUGGCCAUGCAGAAAGAAGGUGUGAGUAAAGCAGAAGCCAAGAGUAAAAUUUGGAUGGUCGACUCGAAAGGAUUAAUUGUUAAAAAUCGUCCAAGCGGUGGGCUGACGGAGCAUAAGUUGCACUUUGCUCGAGAUGAUGCGCCAAUAGAUACGUUAUUGGAAGUUGUCAAAACCGCAAAACCUACGGUACUUAUUGGUGCAGCAGCAGUUGGUGGUGCGUUUACCACUGAAAUAUUGGUAGAAAUGGCAAAUAACAAUGAAAAGCCUGUAAUUUUUGCUCUUAGCAAUCCAACAAGUAAAGCAGAAUGCACUGCUGAGCAAGCAUACACUGCUACAAAGGGAAAAUGUGUAUUCGCUAGUGGAUCACCGUUCCCACCAGUGACGUACAAUGGAAAGACUUUCUAUCCUGGUCAGGGAAAUAACAGUUAUAUCUUCCCUGGAGUAGCAUUGGGCGUCAUAUGUUGUGGUAUGCGUACUAUUCCUGAAGACACGUUCCUAGUUGCUGCCAAGUCAUUGUCCGAUAUGGUUUCUGAGGAAGAUUUAGAGAAAGGAAACUUGUAUCCGCCACUCCAGGACAUUCAGAAAUGUUCUUUGAAAAUAGCCGUUGAAGUUAUGAAGUAUGGUUAUGACAAUGAACUUGCUACGGUUCAUCCUCAGCCCAAAGACUAUGAAAAAUUUAUUCAGGCACAAUUGUACGAUACAACUUACAAGCCAUCAGUUCCUCCAGUGUACAAAUGGCCCAAAAUGUAAUUCUGACUGUCAUCGUCUUAUAUGUGAGGCUUUGAUAAAAUUUGAGUAGAUCGAUUACACAGAUGUACGCAACAUUUGCCUAACAAUGUCGAUUUUUUUAUUUGGUAUGGUAUUGUAAUUGCCUGUUGACCAGGUUCGUAUAUAAAAUUUCUGUUUUACGUGCGCGUGUAUGAGCAACAUGUAUGAGUGUGUAUUGUAAAAAGUAUCUUGUCGAAAUAUUGUAUAAACGUAUGUAACGCAAUGAUGUAUUGGACAACUUUAAAUUAUUGGGAUGAAAAAUUUGAUUUACUAGUUGGAAAAAUAAAUGUCAAAUAAUUAUUUGAAA